GAAUAGCUAAAAAGGCUCUUACUAUGCUAGAAAAAUUAAGACUAAAUAUGAACAUAGCUAGCUACGUAAACAUAUUUUAUUUGCUGAAAAAUUAUAGAAGAAUUCAAACCCUCAAAAUAUCAAUAAUUCUUGCAUUGUAUAUGUAAAGGUUGAAGUGUCAAGACGGAGCGUUUCUAUUUGCUGGGCUUCGAAAAUUAUGCAAAAUUGUAUGUCCUACAGUUGGCUAUGACGUUCAAUAUUUAAAAGGAGAAGUUCGGUCAUCAUGUGUUUACAUUAACCCACUGAACACUGAUAUUGAUGUCACGCCAGUUACCAUCAAUGAUUUGUCAACAGAACCCUGUAAUAUUGCAGAAUGCAAGUGCUCACAUUGUGGCGUAAUUGUGCCUUUAACGUAAUUUAAAAACCAUAAAGAACAAUGUAUGUCAGAGGAUGUGGCUGGGAUAUCAAGUACUAGCAAUGCUGAUUCUGAUAUUGCAGGUCAUGGAAAUGAUCAUGUCCAUCGUGACCAAGCAAUUCUUCUUAAAUUGAUGAGCAUAUUCCCAGAUGAAAAAUUUUCUGUUCUCCAGGAGGAAGCCAAAAAUAAAACAAUAGAGGAAGCAGUCGACUCUGUGCUACGUGUAGUAUCACCAGACAUUGAAUGUACAAAGACAGUUAGUAUGAAGCAACGUUCUUCAGAUUGUGCUACCAGUUCUAAGUCACCAGGAAAUGAAACAAAGUGUUUUGAAACAAUAAACAACCUUAUCAAAGCUUUUAAAUGUCAAGUCAAUCCAGAAGUAGAACUUCUUUAUGUCGACAGAGAAGAGUUGUGGCGAACUGCAUUAUCUUUUUAUAAGAAAGCGAUAAAACGACCAAGUGUUUAAAAAAAACAGUUUGACGUAU
This is a messenger RNA of Hydractinia symbiolongicarpus, 879 nucleotides long. RefSeq lists its product as uncharacterized. The transcript has 2 exons. Lineage: Eukaryota; Metazoa; Cnidaria; Hydrozoa; Anthoathecata; Hydractiniidae. The record is from RefSeq and is a predicted model, not a curated record. The coding region runs from base 420 to 860 and encodes 146 amino acids.